CGUCUACACUAAAGCUAACAGCAAGUCCUCAUUCUAUCUGUGGAAUUGGAGCUGUUGACAAAAGCGUCCACAUAUUAAGUUCAGAUAAUCGUAUAACUGAAGAGGAGGUUUUCAACAAACUCGGAGGCCAUGAUUAUUAUUGGCCAAGACAGGUUACACCAGACUACAAGUAUUGUGAGGAUUACAAAUUCAAACAAUCUGAAGGUGAACAUGGGGGAUCCUUUUCAUCAGGUUUUACUUCAACUAAUUAUUUAGAUUCCAUCGCUGCUUUUGAUGAAGCUGGCCUUGUAGUGAUCAGUGAUAUGGAACUGGAAACCCGCCCUUGUAAACCAUCAGGUUUUGAAGAUGGUGGAAGACCAUGUCCCCAAUUUGAUGAAGUACAUAUUCCUAUGGCUUAUGGUGCUUCAAAAGUUAAAGCAGGAGCAUCAGGAUAUAAAAGUGGUUCAGUUGGUGGCAUAAGAAAAAAAACUAAAAAGCCAGGUGUAGAAAUAAGGACUUAUUUUCCAGAAACAUGGCUCUGGGAAGUACAGAAUAUUGGAGCCACUGGAAAACUAAGUUUGAAGCAUCAUAUUCCACAUACAAUCACAGAAUGGGUUGGCAGUGCUAUCUGUAUCAGUGAAGAGACAGGCUUAGGAGUUUCAGAGGCAGCAACUGUUAAAGGAUUCCAGCCAUUCUUUGUCAGCUUUACCCUUCCAUACUCUGUGAUUCGAGGAGAGAAAGUUCCUAUCAUUGUGACAGUCUUCAAUUACCUUAGUGACUGCUUACCAAUCAAGUUGUCAUUGGAGCAAAGCGAUACGUUUGAAAUGCAAAAUGAUACCAAUUCUUAUACCAGUUGUGUAUGUGGAGGAAAAAGUGACACAACUCGUUGGAUGAUUAAACCAAGAUCUCUUGGCCAAGUAAAUCUGACUGUGUAUGGUACUUCACUGCCUAAUGAGGCAAUUUGUGGUAAUCAAGAUUAUUCUACAGUCACAGCACGUGAUGCAGCAACAAGACAGUUGUUGGUGGAGCCUGAAGGAUUUCCAAAAGAAGACACUUGGAGUACCUUUGCUUGUCCUAAAGACCAAAAUGGAAAGUUUACUGCUACUUCAGACCUUCUCUUACCUGAAGAUUUAGUAGAGGGCUCUGCUAGAGGAUAUGUAUCUAUAACAGGAGACCUCAUGGGGCCAGCAAUAAAAAAUCUCGAUCAUCUGGUACGAUUACCAACUGGUUGUGGUGAACAAAACAUGAUCAAGUUUGUUCCUAACAUAUUCGUGUUAGAUUACCUAACAGCAACUGGGAGUAUAACUGAUUCAAUAAAAGAAAAGGCCCUGAACAACAUGAGGAAAGGAUAUGCUCGACAACAGAACUAUCGCCACCCAGAUGGAUCUUACAGUGCAUUUGGAAACCGUGACAAACAGGGAAACCUAUUUCUGACAACCUUUGUAUACCGCUCAUUUGCCCAAGCUGAUCAUUUCAUCCUGAUUAAUAAAAAUAAACUUGACAUAACUAAAAAUUGGAUCUUGAAUAGACAGCAAUCUAAUGGUUGUUUCAGAAAAAUUGGAAAGCUUUUCAACAGUGCAUUAAAGGGUGGAAUAAGCUCCAAUGAUGAAACUCCUGCACCUCUCACUGCUUAUGUAUUAAUUUCACUUUUGGAAGCAGGUUACAAAAAUGAAACUGUUAUCAAUCAAGGUGUGAGAUGUCUCAAUGCAUUAUCUAAUCCAAGUACCUAUUCCCUUGCCCUGUUUGCAUAUGCAACUUCACUUGCAGGCCAUCCAUCAGCAAAGGACUACCUAGCAAAACUGGAAGAGAGAGCAAUUACUGAAGGUGGUAAAACUUUCUGGAAAUCUCCAUCUAGUAGUCCUUAUUACUGGGGAAAUUCUAUUGGUGUGGAGAUAGCUGGUUAUGCUGUUCUAACACUUUUACAGCAUGGAGGUGCUUCAAACGUGGCCAAAGCUACUCCUAUUAUUCGUUGGUUGGCUAAACAACAAAACUAUCGAGGUGGCUUUUAUUCAACUCAGGAUACUGUUAUUGCUUUACAAGCUAUGGCCAAGUUUGCUACAUUUAUUUACAAAGAUGAGUUAAACUUGGAAGUAGGAGUUGAAACUAGUGGAUUUCAAAAGAAGAUCAUGCUUACAAAAGAUAACAGUAUCUUAAUGCAGACUUUCCGUCUACCAACUGUCCCCAGUCCAGUGGAUUUUAAGGCUACAGGAAGUGGUUGUGGUCUUGUACAAACAUCCCUUCGUUACAAUGUUAACACACCACCUCCAAGAGAAGGAUUUCAUCUGGACAUUACUGCAAAGAAGGGACUGUACCGUGACUGUAAUAAUGCUCGCAUUGCUACCUGUGUAAAGUAUGAUGGUAAAGGUGGUGUAUCAAACAUGGCCGUACUGGAGAUGAAGAUGGUUUCUGGAUGGAUACCUGAUGAAGAAAGCAUUAAAAACAUUGUGGAUAGAGCUGAGCUAAAUUUACGUCGUUAUGAGGUGGAUGGAAAUCAACUAAACUUGUACUUUUCAGAGCUUACAGAGCAGAAGCAGUGCUUUAACUUUUGGCUUGAGCAAGAUAUUGAGGUCCAAGAAACGAAACCAGCUACCAUCCGGUUGUACGAUUAUUAUGAACUAGAACAAGAAGUUGUAACCUCUUACUCCAUCGAUGAGAACUGUGAAAAGCUUCCUCCUCUUCCAUGAGAUUGUAAUACCAGUAGGUGAACAAAGGUUGUUGCACAGUUGUGUGUUUUUGUUCGGAUCUGUUUGCGAAUUUAUUAAUAAAAGUAUAUCCUUCCUAAAUUGGGUGAAGAUGCAAUAACUUUCUGAAGAAUUCAUUAUUAAUCUUAAAAAGUAAUGUAACGAUUUUAUUAACAUGUAACAGUUUUAGUUUUGAUAACUUUAAUGAACUGCUUGCUGAAAGAAAAGGAGACAAUGUUUUCACUUCUAUACUCUGUUCUUCUUUAGGUUGUCAGGAAGAACUUGGUAUAGAAACUGAAACAUUGUCUCUUUUUCUUUCAACAGGCAGUUGCAAUCCGUUCAAAUUCCUAAAACUAAUAUGUCUACUUUGCCUAAAAUUCCACCAAAACAACAUGUAAUAUUAUUUUUACUAUUUGUUAUGAAGCUUGCUAUGUAU
Molecule: messenger RNA, 3096 nt
Organism: Limulus polyphemus (Atlantic horseshoe crab)
Lineage: Eukaryota; Metazoa; Arthropoda; Merostomata; Xiphosura; Limulidae
Product: pregnancy zone protein-like
Exons: 20
Coding region: 303-2663 (786 amino acids)
Cellular component (GO): extracellular region
Molecular function (GO): endopeptidase inhibitor activity
Source: RefSeq, a predicted model, not a curated record